Molecule: messenger RNA, 753 nt
Organism: Penicillium macrosclerotiorum
Lineage: Eukaryota; Fungi; Ascomycota; Eurotiomycetes; Eurotiales; Aspergillaceae
Product: L-threonylcarbamoyladenylate synthase
Exons: 1
Coding region: 1-753 (250 amino acids)
Biological process (GO): regulation of translational fidelity
Cellular component (GO): cytoplasm
Molecular function (GO): tRNA binding; double-stranded RNA binding; nucleotidyltransferase activity
Source: RefSeq, a predicted model, not a curated record
AUGGGGGUCUUUGAUGACAGAACAAUUCCCACACCCAACAGCCUUCCCAAUGUUCGAGCAGAUGCUCAGCGCGUUUUUGAGGUCCUCCAAUCCGGCGGAGUGGUUAUCCUACCGACCGAAGUCGGAUAUGGAUUUAUGGCCACCUCAACAGAAGCUAUCGACCGAGCUUUUGCCGCGAAGCGACGUCGACCAGGCCACUCCCAGGGUCUUUACGGGACGCAUGAGUUACAUCAAAAACUUCACGUAUUAGAUGACCGGCGGUUUGAAAUGACACGCGUGCUAGUCGAAGAUCUGGAUAUGAGCCUCAUGGCCGUUGCGCCCUGCAAUCAAGACCAUCAUCUCCUCCAAGCGUUAUCCCCAGAAACUAGGUCUAAGGUCAUAAAAGACGACACUAUUGCGAUGUUCAUCAGUACAAGCUCGCUAAUCAGAGAGGUCUGCCGUUUGAAUGCUACUUCGGGCCAACUCAUGGUUGGGUCCAGCGCGAACGUGUCAGGCGGUGGGCAGAAGUUCCGUGUCGAGGACAUUGAGGAUGAAGUCAAGGAAGCAGCGGAUUUGAUUGUCGACUACGGCCUGCAGCGAUAUCAUAUAUAUGGACGGGCCUCACUCAUUAUGGAUUUCGGCCAGAUGAAGGUUUUACGAAUGGGUUCGUGUUAUGAACUAUUCCGCGAGCGUAUGCGGAAAUUUUGGGGGUGGAGUUGCCCAAAGACCCUGAUUACAACACUGAUCGUGACUGAAAUCGCUGUUGAAGAUUGA